Molecule: messenger RNA, 4786 nt
Organism: Colius striatus (speckled mousebird)
Lineage: Eukaryota; Metazoa; Chordata; Aves; Coliiformes; Coliidae
Gene: ABTB1
Product: ankyrin repeat and BTB domain containing 1
Exons: 12
Coding region: 122-1555 (477 amino acids)
Cellular component (GO): cytoplasm; ubiquitin ligase complex
Molecular function (GO): protein binding
Source: RefSeq, a predicted model, not a curated record
AUCCGCCGGCGCUUCCGUCCCGCUCCGCUGCGCUGCCUUGCCCCGGCCCGGCCCGGUCCCUGCGGCUGCCCUCCGCUCCCCGCGUCAAUGCGCUGCCGCCGCCCCGCGGCCUGCCCCGGCCAUGGACACCAGCGACCUGUUCACCAGCUGCAAGAAGGGGGACGUGAGCCGCGUCCGAUACCUUCUUGAACAGCGAGAUGUGGAAAUUAAUGUCCGUGAUAAGUGGGACAGCACACCUCUGUAUUAUGCUUGCCUCUGUGGACAUGAGGAGCUUGUACGCUAUCUUCUAGCCAAUGGAGCCAAGUGUGAGGCAAACACUUUUGAUGGGGAACGUUGCUUGUAUGGAGCUCUGAGUGAUGCCAUCCGACGGCUGCUGAAGGAGUACAAGCAAAUCACAGCCAAGUGCAUGAAGAGAGAUUACUACGAUGUCUUCCUCCAGCGAUUGCUGGAACAGGGAUACCAAAGUGACAUUGUUUUCAUCGUUCAUGGCAAAUCCUUCUGUGCCCACCGCUGCAUUCUCAGCGCUCGCAGCGCCUACUUUGCAGAAAUGUUUGAGACCAAAUGGAAGGGGAAGAACAUGAUAGUGUUGAAGCAUCCAUUGAUUAAUCCAGCAGCCUUUGGUGCUCUUCUGCAGUAUCUCUACACAGGUCGUCUUGAUAUCGACGUGGAAUAUGUAAGUGAUUGCAAGAGGUUGGCUAAGCAGUGUCGGAUGCAGGACCUCAUAGAUGAUUUGGAGACCAAAUGUAAAAAAGUCUAUGAAUUUGUCUCUUCCAAGCCAGGGACCUGUGUGAAAGUGCUGACGAUUGAGCCCACAGGUAACUGCCAGCUGCAGGAAGACCUGGCCCUUCUAGCAGACUGCGCCCUGCCAGCCAGACUGCGGGUUGGUUUUGGGGAGCUGCCGUUUGACAGCACCGACAACUUCAACAGUUGUCCCGAUGUGUGUUUCCGGGUGGCAGAUGACAACUUUUUGUGCCAUAAGGCAUUUUUCUGUGGUCGCAGUGAUUAUUUCAAAGCUCUUUUAGAAGACCAUUUCAGUGAGAGUGAGGAGCUGCAGACGCAGCCCAGCAUCCCUGUGGUGACUCUGCACAACAUCUCAGAAGACAUAUUCAUCCGGGUCCUCUACUACAUCUACAGUGAUGAUACAGAGUUGUCCCCAGAGAACGCCUACGACGUGCUGUGUGUGGCAGACAUGUACCUGCUGCCUGGGCUCAAGCGCCUCUGUGGCAGAGCCUUGGCUCAGAUCCUCGAUGAAGACAACAUUGUCAGCAUCUGGAGGAUUGCAAAGCUGUUCCAGCUGACCAGGCUGGAAGACCAGUGCACAGAGUACAUGGCAAAGAUCAUCGAGAAGCUGGUGGAGUUGGAGGAGUUUGUGGCGGCUGUGAAGGAGAACGCAGAGGCUGUGGAGGAACGGCAGGAGACUGACUCCAUUCCUCUGGUCGAUGACAUCCGCUUCCACAUCACCAGCAACGUGCAGACUUACAGUGCCAUUGAGGAUGCCAACCAGAAACUUGAAGCUCUGGAAAACCUCCUGGCCAGUAUAGGGCUUGAGUGCUGAUGUGUGCAAAGCCUGCCUGUCGGAUGCAGCCUGCAUGGCCCCCGCUGGGUUGGCUCAGAGUGCAAGAACAUCUGAGUCUCUGAAUCUCUCUCUUCCCAUUUUUUGUUCUCUUUCCCAUCCACUUUCAGGCAUAGUUUCUUUUUAAUUUAUUCAUGUCUUGACAUUUGCAUGUCUGGUUUGUGUUUGGUUUUAUUUUGGUUUUUGUUCCUCCUUUCAGAAGUAGCUCCCAAAGCUCAGCCCAGAGCAGUAGCUGCUUCUUUGUCCAAUACAAUGUGGACAGGAGGCUGCAGACUGUUGAGAGUGGUAAGGGAGCUGUUCUGGGUGGCUUGCUACUGCCUGCUGGGAGGACCCAUCCUGUUCUGAUGCCCAACACCACACUUCUGAAGCUGGUUCAUGCCAGGAUAUUUGUUGAGUUUCCACCAGCAGAGGAAGAAAACUGGAUUAACUUUACAAAUACUAGAAGGGAUGUGUCCUUUCUUUCACUGUCAGCAUUGUAAGACUGGCAAAGGUGAGCAGUGCUUCCCUAACUGGGACACAGGAAUACUUGGCUACGUGGAAGGCACUGUCUUCACCUGCUGUUCUAGUUCUUAGAUGAAAAAAAAACCAAAGUGAUUUCCAGGUCUUCCCUAGCUUUUCAUUGCUUUGAAGUGCUCAGAAUUUAAAAGCUUUGCUUUUUGCACAAAUGUCUUUGGGAAUAGAGACCAGAGUCCUGUUCUUAGAAAGCAUUAGCUUCCAAUGCAUAAAAAAAUAGGAGAGCAGCCCUUUUCUUCUUAACAGGGGAAGGAAACACCUUCUUGGAAACACCCACUUAUCCCUUUCUCUUUGUCCAUUGUGGUGGAGCAAAACUGGCUUGCUGAUGGGUCAGGGAAAAGUAGUCAGUGGAAAUCUUGUUUUAAAAGGGGAAGGGGGCUUUUGGGUCUCUCACAGGGAAGCUAUUACACUUGUCGACCUUCUGGCUUUGCUCAGCCUUGAGCCUCGUAGUUUUCAUUGUUCUCCAGGAAAUUCUGUGUUUGUACUAAUGAAUGUUUUUGAGUCUGUUCUGCAGUAGGUUGCGUUAUCUCGUGUUGUCUCUCUAGGCUCCUAAUGAGGGUAAUGAUGUUCUUUUCUCUGUGGCACUAAUCAGCAGAUACCCUGCAGAAGGCUGUCCCUGCCAAACAGGCUGCCCUCAGAGCUGCUCAGCUCCAGAACAGCAUGUUGUGGGAGCCUGGGGGCUCCAGGGCACAGGCCAGGCAUACUCUGCUGUGCUAUCAGUUGGGAAGGAGGAGAAACAUUAUGUGAAGUGUACCGAGAAUCUUGCCCAGGCAGUGAGCUGCCAUUACUAAGGCACUUUGUGAGGCAAAAGCUGGAAAUAACUCAUGGCAGGUGUGCUUUUAUUGUUGGAGGUGGGAAUGGGGCAACAGCUGCAAGGUGUUUUCUGUAAUGGUGGUGAAAGGGAGAGAAAAGGUUUUGCAGAUGCAGUGUUUGGCAGGAACUUGCUUCAGGUGUGGUUGUACUGGGAGGAUGGGUUUCUUUGCUGAUCUCACCGGGUGAGAGAGUGGUGCUCCCACACCAUAUAAGUACAGCCUUGCUGCUCCUGCUCAGAGCAUCUGCCCAUGUCUGGCACAUCUUGAAGCUCUUUAGAGGUAUGUGGGCAGGCUUUGGGUACCACUUGGACUGGGCAGGCUUGGUUUGGUUGCAGUGAGGAGAGGGCACUGGGAUUUGGCAGCUCAAGAGAAACUGAACUUUGGCAAGUCACGUGUCGGGAUUGAGUUGCACUUAGCAGAAGAUGGGGGCCAGGAAUGAGGUGUAUUGACUUACCUGAACCCCAGCUGCCUGUGCACUUUGUCAUCUGUGUUUAACUGUUGUCUCUUGCAGAGCAAGUCUCUGUGUCAGGGGAUGGUGGCAGCAGGGCUGUUAAGGCCUGCUUCAAUUCUUCCAUUUCAAAAUGCUUGUGAGGGAGCACAAGGAGUUCUUGUGGUUGGUUUUCUGCAGCCAUAUUAGGAGGACGUGUCCCUGCCAGGAUGUGUUGCUGUACAGAAGCAGGGAGCAGUGGGAGUGUGCUUGUGUUUGGGGAAGAGCUGUGCAUUUGUUGUGUGACUUGCAGAAUGCACCUCCAUGUGCAUCUCAUAGCUCAGUGUGGCUUUGGCAGGACCACCAAGAACAACUUGAACUGGUAAAGGGAUCUCAGUACACAUGAGAAGGGGAAGGGCUAUUGAGAAAGUUUCAUUAUGAGGUCCCAUCUACUUUGGAGAAAGAAGGAUGAAAGCAGAACUGCCUGUUUUCUUGCUUGGUGUCCAGACUCCUGAAAGCCUGCUACAGAAACCAACAGCUUAACCCAGCUGGCUCAGUUCCCCUGCGUUUCUCUUCCCUAUGUUCCUGAAGACGACACUGAGCAUAAGCAGAAUGUUUAGUUUAUCACAUCCUCUCUGCUUCUCCUGCAAAAACUCCACAUCUAACACCUUAGUAGUCGUCUCUCAGCAGCAGUGGCUGUGACAGCCCUGCAUGGGGUUUACACCAUGAACCAGAGAACAGAAUGUGGUCUUUGCCUUCUGCUUGUACUGAGCGAGGUGCAGAAACAGCAUUACUAAGGAAUGUGCUAAUGCUUUUGUCUACAGAUGCCUCAGCUGCUAAAGCAAAUGGACACUGGUAGUGGGCUAAGCAGGAGGAAGGCAGGGGAGGGGCAGCAGCGCUGAGAUGUGUUUUCCAUAUGGCUGCUCUUAAAUAAUUCCAUUCUUGCAUCCUUAAACGUGGAGCAAGUGAGGCUGCAGUUGUACACGUGCGAGGAAGGGGCGGUGUGGCCUUUUGAUCUGCCUGCCCAGCACUGCAGUUCCACGUGGACAGAUGCCUCAUCUGUCUGUGUGCACUUAGUGGUCACAUUUGUGAGGCCCAUCAGAUUGUCCAAUUACUCCUGGUCCUUUAACCAACCCCCCCCAUCCCUUCUGGCAAAAUAGAGCUAUCAGAAAGCAUGCAUAAGCAGAUGGUCAGCAUGCAGGCAAGCUCUCUAAUUAAGAUGAGCCAAGUCAAAACUUGGAUUUGAAUUUACUUAAUUCCUGCUGAAAAUGAUUUCAUCACAUAAUAAAAACCUUUUGAUUUUUUCUCCUGUUGCCAGUGUCCUUUUUGUGUUCUGUUGCCUCUGUCCUUUUUACUACUAGCCACUUGUUGAAUGAAGAAGAUUGUAAAAUUUAUCAGAGCAACAAUAUAUUUAAGAACUGUCUAAGCAUGUGUGCAGCAAUAAAAUAGUAUAUUUCAGUA